UCGCACUUCAUUCUUCCAGUUGCUUGGAAGCGAACAAUCCGCGCUCCCUGGAUGAAGAACACGGAGAGAGAGUGGGCACAAAAGAAAGUCUCAUAUAAUCGGUCUCACGAUGCCAGAAGCAACAGAUAACCCAACACAGACACCUGCGUGACCGUUUAUGAAAUAAGGCAUAACCGAGUAAUCGCUCACAGUAUGGAGAAUAUUUCCAACCCCGUUAAGACCAACUCGCAAUGCAACUUCAGCAUGUACUUUUAUUACUACAGUUCUCCCAACCGGUCUGAUUUAAACUGUACGCCACCGGCGGACUACUUCUUUUACGCUGAUCUGUACGUAGUUCUCCCGGUUAUUUACUCCGUGAUAUGUGCAGUGGGAUUAACCGGCAAUACAGCAGUUAUCUAUGUCAUACUGAAGGCUCCUAAGAUGAAGACAGUCACUAACAUGUUUAUCCUAAACUUGGCCAUUGCUGAUGAUCUCUUCACAUUAGUUUUGCCCAUUAACAUUGCUGAGCAUCUCUUGCACUACUGGCCUUUUGGUGAAGUGCUCUGCAAAAUCAUUUUGAGCAUUGACCACUACAAUAUUUUCUCCAGUAUAUAUUUUCUAACGGUUAUGAGCAUUGACCGAUACCUGGUCGUUCUGGCCACGGUGCGCUCAAAGCGCAUGCCGUAUCGCACAUACCGGGCAGCCAAAAUAGUCAGCCUGUGCGUUUGGUUGCUGGUCAUUCUAAUCGUAAUGCCCUUUACAGUGUUUGGAGGAGUUUACAUCAGUCCGGACGACACCGAGCGAAAAAGUUGUGUUCUAAGUUUUCCCAGCCCAGAAGGUUUAUGGUUUAAAGCAAGUCGGAUUUAUACACUCUUACUGGGCUUUGCCAUUCCCGUCUCCACGAUCUGCAUACUCUACACUAUGAUGCUGUACAAACUGCGCAACAUGAGACUCAACACUAACGCCAAGGCCCUGGAUAAAGCCAAAAAGAAAGUGACCAUCAUGGUGUUCAUCGUACUGGCCGUGUGUUUGUUCUGUUGGACUCCAUUCCAUCUCAGCACCAUCGUAGCUCUGACCACGGAUCUGGGCACCACACCAGUUGUCAUCGGUAUUUCCUAUUUUAUCACCAGUUUGAGUUAUGCGAACUCCUGCCUAAACCCAUUCCUCUACGCUUUCCUGGAUGACAGCUUCAGGAAAGCGUUCAAGAAGAUGCUAGAAUGUAGGGCUGGUUGAACGUAGUCCAGUUGUGUGUCUUCAAAGAGAACAGCUGCUGAAGAGUAAAAUCAAGUCACUGGCUUUAGCUGAUAGACUGUGGAAGUGCAUGUGGCAUCGAACGUCAGCAUUUGUCUCCCUCUUGCGCCAAUUACGUGAACAUCAUCUUUAUCAGCAAACGCUUUCUUCGUUAUUCUCUGUUAUAUUGCUGUAUAACUAAAGAUGAUAAAAUAUCAUUGUCUCAGCAUGAGGAACGGUUAGAGGAAAAUGUACAUGUUGUACAUCUGUAUAAAUGUGUCUAUAUGGAAACGUUGUCACGUAAACUUCAUUUGUAAGCUAGUAUAAUUUCAAUAAAUCUUAAAGGAUAGAUGGCCAAAUAUUGUGCGCACAGUACACUAGAAUUCACACUGAAAUAAAGCUUUUUAAUGGUUUCAAAGAUGUAAGCUCUCACAUUUUUACACAGUGAAGCAUAUAGUACAUGGUGUUUUGUUUUACAGCUUUUGUUAACAGUUUUGUUUUGUAGUACAACACUUGUUUUAUAUUAAAAAAAAAGAAGACAUUGUUUGGAUUUAUUUGCUUUGUGGACCGCUGUGUAGGUCAGUAAUGAGAAAAAAAAAAUGUUACAGUAUUUAUUAGCAUUAUUUUAAAGUAUUGUCUUUAUUAAAGACUC
Hemibagrus wyckioides is the source of this 1861-nucleotide messenger RNA. RefSeq names its product neuropeptides B/W receptor 2b (gene npbwr2b). Lineage: Eukaryota; Metazoa; Chordata; Actinopteri; Siluriformes; Bagridae. Bases 193 to 1212 code for a protein of 339 amino acids. The transcript is spliced from 2 exons. Gene Ontology annotation, cellular component: membrane; neuron projection. Gene Ontology annotation, molecular function: neuropeptide receptor activity; neuropeptide binding. Gene Ontology annotation, biological process: neuropeptide signaling pathway. The record is from RefSeq and is a predicted model, not a curated record.